CAUCCGAGUCACCCAAUUUUCACAUGCAAUCAAGGCUCCUUUCCAUGUAAUAAAUUCCAAAACCGUUUUUAAGUCCUUCCAAACAAUCCCCAAAAUCCCACCCAAAAAGUUUCCUCCCCGUUUCCUUCCUUUUUCUUCCCAAAAAAAGAAAGGAAAAAAAUGUCUUUCCCUCUCUUCCUGUGUUUUUUCUUCUUCUUCCUUUAUUUAAUCCCACUCUCUACUCCCCUAACUUCUUCCCCCUACCUUUCCCGCACAAUCCUCCCUCAAAAUUACCAAAAAAUGCUUAAAAACUUCAAAAUUUACACUUACCCUCCUCCACAAACCCUUUCUUUUGACUCCAAAGUUGAAUCCCUAUUUUACUCUUCACUCAUCCACAGCCCCUUCAUCACUCAAAACCCCGAAGAAGCCCAUUUAUUAUUCAUUCCCUUCUCUUUCCACUCCGGCCUUUCACUACGCUCCGCCGCACGUGUCGUUGGAGAUUAUCGUACAGAGUUCAUUUACUGGAAUCGGACUCUUGGAGCCGAUCAUUUUUUCCUUUCUUGUUCCGGUGUUGGCCACGGUGCGGACCGGAAUGUGGUGGAGUUGAAGAAAAACUCGAUUCAGAUCUCGUGUUUUCCGACAACACCCGGGUUGUUUAUUCCGCAUAAGGAUGUUAGUCUGCCCCCACUUGCUAAUGUUCACGGGCCCAGUCACGCUCCGAGAAGUACGGGCUCGAGUCGUUUGGGUUACGUGAGGUAUAAUUGGGUGAAAGAGUCGAGUUUGGUGGAACAGCUUUUAGCUGAUACCGAGAUUUUGGUUGAAUCUGAGCCGUCCGAUCAGAUGACUUACGAGGAAAGACUCGCCGGGAGUAAGUUUUGUUUGUUUGAAUACGGGCCUGAAAUCUCGGGGAUCGGGGAAGCGAUGAGUUUCGGAUGCGUGCCUGUGGUGAUUACUGACCGUCCGAUCCAAGACUUGCCGUUGAUGGAUUUGCUAACGUGGCAGCAGAUGGCGGUGUUCGUUGGGACAACCGGUGGGGCCAAGGAGAUCAAGAGGGUUUUGGGGCGCGUGGUGGUGGAAGGAUACGAGGAUAUGAGGGAAUCAGCUAUUUUCGCGAGUAGGCAUUUUGUGUGGAACGAGACGCCGCAGCCGUACGAUGCAUUUCAUAUGGUGAUGUAUCAACUGUGGCUGAGAAGGCAUACCAUCAGAUACGCGGAAAGAGAAUGGGCUUAAAUGUUAAUGUUUCAUAAAGAUUGUAGUCCGUUGGUUUGUUGUUGCCUUCAGAACUUUAGACGGUGGUGAUCAUGUAAUUCUGUUAUCUGUUUUUUCUUUUUUGUUGUAAACUAAAGAUUUUGGGGGAAUAAUUUACAACAAAUAAGAUUUACUUUUUUUUACAAAUUUAUCCCUUCAAUAAUUCCAAGUGUGGUGAAAAAGUUUGUGAUUAGUGUUUUUUUUUUUUUUUUGUAAUAAUGCCAAAAAUAAGGGCUUCCAAUAGAAAACAAUAUGUAAAUUUUCAAUUGAUCAAAAGGAGCAUU
Messenger RNA from Durio zibethinus, 1511 nucleotides. Its product is annotated as putative glycosyltransferase At5g20260. The record is from RefSeq and is a predicted model, not a curated record. Lineage: Eukaryota; Viridiplantae; Streptophyta; Magnoliopsida; Malvales; Malvaceae. Gene Ontology annotation, molecular function: glycosyltransferase activity.